Sphenostylis stenocarpa is the source of this 1098-nucleotide messenger RNA. The record is from the annotation of a GenBank genome assembly. NCBI's taxonomy places the organism in Eukaryota, Viridiplantae, Streptophyta, Magnoliopsida, Fabales, Fabaceae.
AUGGAGACGUUACCGACGACGAAGCGCGGCGGUGGAGGGAGAUCGAAGCCCGUUCCGACAUCCAAAUCCUCCCUCGUCAUGGCCUUUUUCUCUUGCGUCGCCUGGCUUUACGUCGCUGGCAGGUUAUGGCAAGACGCAGAGAACCGAAAUUUACUUGCUAGUCUUCUAAAAAAGAAUUCGGCUCAGAGGCCUAAGGUUCUUACAGUUGAAGAUAAGUUGAUGGUGCUAGGGUGCAGGGAUCUGGAGAGGAGGAUUGUGGAAGCUGAGAUGGAAUUGACAUUGGCUAAGAGCCAAGGGUACCUGAAGGGGCAGGGCCAGAAAAAUGGCUCUUCUGAUCGUAGGCUUCUUGCUGUUAUUGGAGUAUAUACUGGAUUUGGAAGUCGGUUGAAGAGAAAUGUUUUCAGGGGGUCUUGGAUGCCCAGAGGUGAUGCCUUGAAAAAACUUGAAGAAAGAGGAGUGGUCAUUCGAUUUGUUAUUGGUCGGAGUGCUAAUCGUGGUGAUAGCUUAGAUCGCAAUAUUGAUGAGGAAAACCGGUCAACAAAGGAUUUCCUGAUUCUAGAAGGUCAUGAGGAAGCCCAAGAAGAGUUGCCUAAAAAAGUAAAAACCUUCUUUAGCACGGCAGUUCAGAAUUGGGAUGCUGACUUUUAUGUGAAAGUUGAUGACAGCAUUGAUAUUGAUCUGGGUAAAGAUUGCACAUUCGUAACUCUGUUCCCUGGCCUAGCAGAGGGUUUAAUUGAACUUCUUGACCGUCGCCGUGGCCAGGAUGGGGCAUAUAUUGGAUGCAUGAAGUCAGGAGAAGUGAUAUCAGAAGACGGAAAGCCAUGGUAUGAACCUGAUUGGUGGAAAUUUGGGGAUGAAAAAUCGUAUUUCCGACAUGCAGCUGGUUCGCUUGUUAUAAUUUCAAAGAAUUUGGCACAAUACAUUAAUAUAAACAGGUUAGUUCUCAAUGUCAUGUAUGCACGAGGAAACUUAGAAACUGAAGUAGGAAGCUUUGGUUCUGGCAUGGGUGCCUUAUUUCAGCAUUUAGGCUGUCAAAGCACGGCCUCUGAUUCCCUUAUUUGGGAACUUGAUAAAGAGAAGGCUUUGGAUGUUCCUUAG